CUCAUGCCCUUGUCAUUGAUUUAGAUUUCUGUAAUUCACUCUACAUAACUAUUCAUUUUUAUCCCAGCAACAACCCUGUGAUGUAGGUUGGGCUCUGAGUGUGAUUGGCCCAAAGUCAUCCACUGAGAGAGUAAAAUUGAAUCUGAAACACUCCAUUCCUAGACCAAGACCUUAACCACAGCAUCACAUUGAUAAUAACUAGUUUAGCUAGGCUUACACUAUUGAUUUUAUUUUGAAUUCUGUGCAUUCCAUUAUUGCCCUUCCUUGUUUCCCAGUAAACUCCUUUUUAAAUCUAGAGAUUUAGCUUCAAAGGAUAUGCAAAAGCUACUUCUGUAAGAUGGAAAGAACCAGAAAAACUUGCAAACAGAAAUGAUCUGUUAUAAAACUAUUCCCAAACCCUGGUUUUGCAGAGACAAAAGACCCAAAUCCUUGGCAUGUUUCUGACUCGAGCACUGUUUCGAAACAGAAUUCCUGGGAAACAAUGGAUUGGUAAACACAGACGGCCAAGAUUAGUUACUUCUUUAAUGAAGGGGAAUAUGAUUAAGAGACUGGAAAUUGAAGCUGAAAAUGAGUAUUGGCUGAGUUGUCCAUAUAUGACAAAAGAGCAGGAAUAUCGCCACGAUGAGGAAAAUGUACUUGCAUUAUGGCAGCAAAGAAUAAGUGAAGAGAGAGCAAAGUUUCCUGAACACAAGUAUGCUUCAGAACAUCUGAAUCACCUUAAUGUGACCAAGAGAUGGACAGAUUCCUGAUGUGUAUACUUUGCCAUUCUAAUAGGUUUUAUGAAUUCAGUGGGCUUGCUUCUGGUGACAAUAAGAUAAUGUCACAACACCUAUAAAUAAAUGUAUUAUUCAAUUUUCA
Molecule: messenger RNA, 858 nt
Organism: Candoia aspera
Lineage: Eukaryota; Metazoa; Chordata; Lepidosauria; Squamata; Candoiidae
Gene: MRPL57
Product: mitochondrial ribosomal protein L57
Exons: 2
Coding region: 435-749 (104 amino acids)
Biological process (GO): mitochondrial translation
Cellular component (GO): mitochondrial ribosome
Molecular function (GO): structural constituent of ribosome
Source: RefSeq, a predicted model, not a curated record